AUGAAGACAUUCCAAUCGCUUCUCACAGCCUUUGGGCUUCUUGCCGUAGUCAACGGUCAAAAGUACUCCAACGGUACCAAUAUCGCGUAUACGACUAUCACUACUGAUAUCUAUACAACUGUCUGCCCACAUCCCACUACUUUCUCCAUGGGAACGAGUACUUAUACCGUCACUGCUCCUACUACCUUGACCAUCACCGACUGCCCUUGUACAUACUCUACCACCAUUGAUAAAACUGUUCCAACUAUCCCAGCAUCCUCUUCACACAAACCAAGUAGCUCUGCUCCAUCUGCUCCAGUUUCAUCGAGUGUUGCCAGCAGCGCUUCCUCGGUCACCACCAGUCAUCCAGCUGUUCCUCUUAGCACUGGACCAACCACAAAGCCCGUCAAGCCAACAGAGACCGAGCACACAACAUGGACCACUUACACCACCGACAUUCUUACAACCGUUUGCCCCACUCCAACUACAUUAACUUUUGGAACCCAGACAUACACUGUCACUAAGUCAACUACUUUGACCAUUACCGACUGUCCUUGCACUGUGAGCAAGCCACAUCCAUCAAGCACCUCGGUCCCAACCAAACCAUCUUCAAGCGAGAGCAGUGUCAAGUCCAGUGCUACACCAAAGACUACCGUCAUUGUUCCUCCUCAUGUCAAUGAGACAUCUUCUACUUCGUUAGCGCCACCAAAGACUACCGUCGUUAUUCCUCCUCAUGGCAAUGAGACUUCUUCGGCGCCUCCAAAGACUACUGUUGUUGUUCCUCCUCAUGGAAACUACACAUUCUCUACUUCUUCAAUCCCUCCAAAGACUACACCAGUCGUCUGGACCACUACAGUCGUCAGCAGCUACACCACUUAUUGCCCAUCUCCUACCACCGUUGCCAUUGGGAACUUCACUUACACCAUCUCAUCAGCCACAACCUUGACUGUCACAAAGUGCCCUUGCACAGUCAGUUACACCUCAAGUGUUCCAACUGCCAAGCCAACCACUAGUACCACUGUAUCCUACUUGACUACAUACGUCCCAAGACCAACCACAAUCACUAUCAGCUCGGUUCCUCACACAAUUACUGCCCCGGGAACCGUCACUGUCCCAAUUGUUUCAACUCCUUCUGUCAAGCCAACUCCAAGUACUAUUACCGUGUCUUACUUGACUACAUACUGCCCUGCACCAACCACAAUCACUAUUAGUUCUGUUUCUCACACAAUUACUGCCCCAGGAACUGUCACCAUCCCAGUUGUCACAGUUUCAGUCGGAACUCCUGUGUAUUUCACACCUGUUCCCUCUGUCAAGCCAACUCCAAGUACCAUCACUGUAUCUUACUUGACUACUUACUGCCCUGAACCAACUACAAUUAUUGUCAGCUCAAUUCCUCACACAAUCACUGCUCCGGGAACUGUCACCAUUCCAGUUGUCACUGUUUCCGUUGGCACCCCAGUUCACGAGACCCCAGUUGCCAGCGUCCCAGUUCAUGAAACUCCAAUUGCCAGUGUUCCAGCUCAAACUCCAGUCGCUAGCGUUCCAGUUCAUGGGACACCAGUCGCCAGUGUUCCAGCUCAAACUCCAGUCGCUAGCGUUCCAGUUCAUGGGACACCAGUCGCCACUGUUCCAGCUCAAACUCCAGUCGCUAGUGUUCCAGCUCAAACUCCAGUCGCCAGCGUUCCAGUUCAUGAGACACCAAUUGCCAGUGUUCCAGUCCAUGAAACUCCAAUUGCCAGUGUUCCAGCUCAAACUCCAGUCGCUAGCGUUCCAGCUCAAACUCCAGUCGCCAGCGUUCCAGUUCAUGAGACACCAAUUGCCAGUGUUCCAGUCCAUGAAACUCCAAUUGCCAGUGUUCCAGCUCAAACUCCAGUCGCUAGCGUUCCAGUUCAUGAGACACCAGUUGCCAGUGUCCCAGUCCAUGAAACUCCAAUUGCCAGUAUCCCAGUUCAUGAGACUCCUGUCGCUAGUGUUCCAGUCCAAGAGACACCGGUUGCUAGCGUUCCAAUUGCUACUGUUCCAGCUGCAACUCCUUCUCAAGCUACUACCCUGGCCUCCACACCUGCUACCGUCGGUACUGCCACCGCAACAAGUCCAGCUCAAUUCACUGGUGCUGCCAUGAAGGUUGAUGCUAGUUUCGGUGCUCUUGCCGUUGCUGGUAUCGCAGCCUUCUUGUUGUAG
Botrytis deweyae is the source of this 2160-nucleotide messenger RNA. RefSeq lists its product as uncharacterized. Gene Ontology annotation, molecular function: structural constituent of cell wall. NCBI's taxonomy places the organism in Eukaryota, Fungi, Ascomycota, Leotiomycetes, Helotiales, Sclerotiniaceae. The record is from RefSeq and is a predicted model, not a curated record. Bases 1 to 2160 code for a protein of 719 amino acids. Gene Ontology annotation, cellular component: fungal-type cell wall. Gene Ontology annotation, biological process: fungal-type cell wall organization. The transcript has 4 exons.